UCGUUUGGGGCUGCUUGAUAUUACUGGGGCGUGGUACGAAUGUUGGCCACCCAAAUACGCAAAACAAUCGUGUGGCAUCGAUCAAACAGCUGCCGCCAUUGGCAGUUGCCCGGGCAACUGUCGAGGACAACUAACCUAAGGCAAGUUGAAAGUCGAAGCGUUGGCCAGAAAUCAGUUCAGCCAAAGGCAGCCAGGCGCUAGGACGAGAACAGGAACAGGAAUACUAGCAAAGGAAAUAGUAAAUAGACACAACAACAACAAUCCGUUCAGUUCAACAUUUGACAAUUAGCGAGAUCCUGUGAGAGAUCCUGGCAAGAUGUGCGACUGUGGCUGCUACUCGUACUGCCUGCACGACGCAUCCUGCUAUUCGCACAGCCAUUACCAUACCCAUUCGCACUCGCAUCAUUGCUGCGCUGGAUACAAGUAUCUGAAGUGUCUUUGUCGCUAUUACCGCCAUGUGCACUGCACCUGCUCCUGCUGGCGCCGAAAAUGUUACCUGCUCUAAGCGCACAAAUGGCAGACAGACGACAGUUUGACAGGCGCCGAGGUUGCAGGCGGCCUGGAUGGAGGAUGGAGGAUGUAGGAUGGAGGCGACAGCACCAUUAAAAAUCACAACUCAAACAAUGCAAAUCAGCAAAAGCAAAUGAUAAAGUCCUUUAAGUAGUUGCAUAACACUUGGCUGCAUCGUCGAAGGUGGUGGAGCACGUGAAGCAGGUGGCACGUGGCAGGUGAAGCAGGUGGGAAACAGUUGGAGCUGCCAGCGUAGCUAAUGGAUGAUUGGGGUGCGAUUGCGAGGAUAGCAACUAGCGUGCAUACAGGUCGUAUGUGCAACGUUUUUAGUUGUCUGGGUGAGUGCGAGUGUGACUGAGAGAGAGAAAGAGAGAGCAAGAGUGAGUGAGAAAGGACGAGCGUGCGAUGCGGCCAACUUGUUAUGGACCGACUGCGUUUGGUGCAGAAUCUCUUGCAAUAACUAAAACGAACGGAUUCCAUUUAACUAACUCACCAUGUACAAUUCUACAACAUUUACUAGUUAAUAUAGAUGAACAUUCCUUAACUCACACCCACACACACACACACACACUCACACACACGCACAACUGGCACACGUAAGUUAAGUGCAUAAGUUUUACUUGAAUUGUCUCAAGCACACGAUAUAACUAUAUAUAUGUAUGUUCGUUGCCUAUAAAUAUUAGUUAUAGUUAUUGAUUCAUCAUCAUGUUGAUGACAAUUUGCCAUAUUUGUAACGAUUAAAACAACAACAAAAUAAAGUUUUAUUCCA
This is a messenger RNA of Drosophila virilis, 1279 nucleotides long. RefSeq lists its product as uncharacterized. Lineage: Eukaryota; Metazoa; Arthropoda; Insecta; Diptera; Drosophilidae. The record is from RefSeq and is a predicted model, not a curated record.